GAAUGAUUUCAAACCCGAGUGUUUGGACAAGGAGGAGGAGGAGGAGGAGGGGGUGGAGGAAGGUGGAGGGGAGGGGGUGUAAUUCCGAAGCAGGCUGGGUGGGAGAGAAGGACUGAGCCGCGAGUCCGCCGCCGCUAUAACGCAAAGAGGUUUAUCCCCGGAGAGCCUCCAUCACGCCGCCGCGUGCACGGCCGACACCAACAACAAGUAAGCCUGCGUCGACUGCGCGUGGACUUCAACAAAGGUUUUUUUUUUUGAAAAAGAGAUUCUGUCGAAUACUGGAGUGUUUUUUUUUUCUUUCUUUUUUCGGCGUGUUUUCCAUCACUUGGAUGGAGGGAUGUCCAGCGCGCGCGGUGCGCACGGCGACGGGACGCGCUGUGCCGAGCUGACGGGACGCGGACCUGCCGCGGAAAUCUGUGCAAAUCAAUGAACAUUUUGACGGAAUGUGAGUACGAGCACUUGUUUUGCACAUUUCUCCACACGGAUUUUUCCUCGCGUUGCCGUAGCGUCGCAUUAAUAUUUUCCUUUUGAUUAAUUUGGAGAUCAAAACGAUCUUUUAUUUUUAUUUUUUUAUGUAUAUAUUCUGGACAAUGCAUUCGUAUUUUAACACGAUCCCACAACUGAGGUUGGGUUGAGUGUGAUUUUUUAUUUUUUUUUUUAAACUGUUGAUUAUUUGUAACCACUGAAGAAACGCGUACUGGGACUCAGCCAAACAGUCAUGGCUAAAAAUCCGUCCGAGGGGCCGAAGGAUGACCUGGGCCAGCUGACGGACGACGAGCUGCUGCGCUGCAGCAAGGACGAGCUGCUCCGGAAGCUGAGGAGGAUUGACGGGGAGAAGAUGAACUUGAUGAUCGAGCACGGCAACAUGAUGAAGGACAUCAACCGGCGGCUGCAGGUGCACCUCCACGAGAUCCGCAGCCUGAAGGAGAUCAACCAGAAGCUGCAGGACGACAACCACGAGCUGCGGGAGCUCUGCUGCUUCCUGGACGACGACCGGCAGAAGGGCAAGAAGCUGUCCCGGGAGUGGCAGCGGUUCGGCCGCUACACAGCCAGCGCCAUGUGGAAGGAGGUGGGGACCUACAUGAUGAAGCUGAAGGAGCUGGAGGCCAACCAGGAGAGCGUGCUGAGGGAGAACUCUGAACUGAAGGAGAUUAUCCUCAUGCUGGACGAGGAGAGGAACGGAGCGGGCUCCAGGAGCUCCAUAGACAGCCAGUCCAGUCUGACCAACCUGAACGGCGGCACCGGUACGGUCAGGGAUGUUGGGGACGGCAGCAGCACGUCCAGUACCGGCAGUGCUGGGAGUCCGGAUCACCACAAUCACAACCACAUACACAAGCCCUCAGAGAAUAAUAAGCUGGGCCCCACCAUGAGGAGGUCCAUGGAUGACCUGUCUGCGCCACACCAUCACAGAAGCAUCCCCAACGGACUGAAUGAUUCCUCCUCCAACUACAUCAGGCAGCUGGAGACGAAAGUGCGGAUACUGGAGGACGACAACAACAAGCUGCUCUCGCAGGCCCAUAGCCGGUAUAGCUUAUCACAAAUACAGACAAGAAAGCAGUGUAACCCCGGUGACCUUCGUGCCCUGAGGAAGGGAAUGACUCUGUACCACUCAGAGUCGCAGCUGUCCUCCCUGCCGCAGCGCCAGGAAGCCAUGCACAUGGGGACGGGUCGCCUGCCCACCAGCGAGUCCUCUCCCGCCACCGGGUACCUGUCCUGCGUCCAGAAGCCCGAGGCCGUGGUGCACGCCAUGAAGGUGCUGGAGGUUCACGAGAACCUGGACAAGCAGGUUCCCGAAGACUACGAGGACGAUCUGAGCGAGAAGGAGAAGGCCAUCGUGCGAGAGAUGUGCAACGUGGUGUGGAGGAAGCUGGGCGACGCCGCCGGAUCAAAGCUGUCCAUCAGACAGCACCUCUCUGGGAACCAGUUCAAAGGGCCGCUGUAGCUCCAAACCUGCGAGAGAUCGAGGAGAGAGAGAGAGAGAGAGAGAGAUGGGGAUCCACAGUACCUACACUCACCUGAAAACGCCACCUCACUACCUGCACGGCCCAGCAUGCCGUGCUCCGUGCUGCCUACGGCGGCCAGAUUCCCCGUCUACAGAACGGACACCUUCGCUGUUACACUCACAGUGUAUUCUCUCUCUGAGCUCAAGUUGACGACCGGCAGCUAGUUUCACUCAUUCGCCACUACUUUCUGAUGAUUUGGAGGCUUUUGGACACACACAUCCCGGACAGACACACACACACCCCGCUUCCAGUCCUUUUUCAGUGCUUACAAUAAGCUAGCGUCGCCACGUGGUUCUAAAGCACAGGCCGGACGAGGCGGCGAGGGCAGUCAGCCUGCUGGAGUGUGAAGCGGUAUCUUCAGAUGAAGUUUUUUUGAUAGUACCUUCUAUAGAGACCCUAGCCCCCGUCACGCGUCCCUCCUCCUCCCUUCCCCCCCCCCAGUGGUCAGUGAGUACUAGCUAGCAUUAGCGUUCUAAGGCCUCCUUUACACGACGGCCUGUGUUUCCGUGUUUUCGUUUCAGCAAAGCUUGCAUCGCAGGGUUUGGAAACAACAUGAAAACGUUGCGUUUUCAUCACCGUUGUCGUGUGAACAGACGCCCAGGCUGAAACAAAACUCUGGAAAAUGUUGUCGUGUAAACAGAGCCUCAAAGUUAACUAAGUGAAACCCACUGUGACCUAGCGCCUUUUUUGCUCGUAAGACAAGUCUAUGGAUAAUAAAGUCUAGAGAUCACUGUUAACUCGUGUAUAUUAUGUAUAAAACCAUAGCACUACUUCAUUGUUACUGUCGAUUUUACUUUUUGAUUUUGUAUUCUAGCGUGGCCAUGUGAUCAACCAUUCAGUUUUAAAAGCACACGAAACAACCGGACCUUAAAACAGGGUUUGCUUUUAGUAAUAAACUUCACUUUCUUUCAUUUUUUUUUUUUUUUUAAUUCUUUUCUAACUAGAUUGCUGUUCUUCCUCCUCUCUGUAACCUCUGAUAAAUUAUCACAGCCAUUCUGAAUCCAUCGUUUUUCCUACGUUCUCAAACUAAAAAUUCGUAUGCUGUGUGCAUGCUUGACAAUCAUUUUCUCAGGUCGGGAGGGCUACAGCUUUACCUUCGCCCGUCUGUGACUGUGCGAGUUGUGUGUUUGCGUGUGUGGAAGGAGGCUAAGUGGUUUCUCUUGCGGCUGUAGCGUCUGCCUGCGAGUCCUCUAUUCUGGUUUUUUUUUUCUCUCUCUCUAUUUCUUCUUAUUUGGCUGUUGAACCCUGGCUACGAAGCAGUUGACGACUGCUGAAGACAUUUUCUGAAUCCAUACAGAAAGAUUAAGAAGAAAGAAAGCCUAAAAUUUUCCGAUUUUUUUUAUUGCAAUAAUUGUACAAAAUAAAAAAAAUGAAUCGCCUCUUUUAAUAUUUGCUCUUGUUAUGGAUUCAGCAGGUGUGUUCACGCAGUGCAUGUUAAUUUUUUUAUUUCUUAGAAUAUGAGAAGUCUUCCCUUCGAUGUGUUCAUACCAUAAAACACUAACAUUAAAAAAAAAAAAAGUAUUUCUUGAUGUCAGAAUGAACAGACACUGUUUGUCAGAGUAUUUAUUACCAGGCGUUAGAUGGAGAUGGGAUCGCGCUCUGACGGACGGAUUUCCAGUAACUUGAUGUGUUUAAAGUGAGCUGACUGACUUGUUGAGUGGCGUUCUCAUCUCCGGUGUCAUUUGUUCCAAAUUAGAACAUGAAUAA
Messenger RNA from Salarias fasciatus (jewelled blenny), 3710 nucleotides. It is a transcript of the gene ccdc85cb, whose product is annotated as coiled-coil domain containing 85C, b. The transcript has 7 exons. The coding region runs from base 719 to 1942 and encodes 407 amino acids. Gene Ontology annotation, cellular component: apical junction complex. Lineage: Eukaryota; Metazoa; Chordata; Actinopteri; Blenniiformes; Blenniidae. The record is from RefSeq and is a predicted model, not a curated record.